AUGAAAGAGAGGCUGAAAGCUAGGAAGGAUAAAAGGGAGAAGGAGAGAAGAGAUUUGUCUCACCAUUUUGUCAGACCCUCGCAGAAUCUCAGUGUUGUUGCUAUGGAAACGUCGCUUUUGGAUAAGGGGCACGCGUGUGUAACAGGGCGAGUGAAAAGUUCUAUAGUGGUCGCUUUGGACUUGAAAGGGUUUGGUGACAGCGACAAACCGACCAGAAGGCGAUCAUACAGAAUAGAAGUUUUAAUUAACGAAUUACGUCAAUUUAUCUCGACACUGGGAGUCGAUAAAUGCAGCAUAAUUGGGCACGAUCUUGGCGGGCUGCUCGGCUGGGUUCUUCGUACUCUACACAGCAUGGCAUGUAGUAGAGAGAAGAGAGUAAAAUAA
Cotesia congregata is the source of this 384-nucleotide messenger RNA. The record is from the annotation of a GenBank genome assembly. NCBI's taxonomy places the organism in Eukaryota, Metazoa, Arthropoda, Insecta, Hymenoptera, Braconidae.